Pocillopora meandrina is the source of this 3922-nucleotide messenger RNA. The record is from the annotation of a GenBank genome assembly. NCBI's taxonomy places the organism in Eukaryota, Metazoa, Cnidaria, Anthozoa, Scleractinia, Pocilloporidae.
AUGUAUCGUCUAUCAAGUGUGAUCCGUCCGGCCAGACAGCUGUUCACUCCAAAAAUCUUGGCCCCUCGGCUUGCUGUUGGGUUCAGCACCUCACAGCAACAGCAGUCUGCCAAGGAGCUCAAGUUUGGGGCUGAUGCAAGAUCCAAUAUGCUUAAAGGAGUUGACACCUUAGCUGAUGCAGUUGCAGUCACUUUGGGUCCAAAGGUGUGGGGUUACUGUGGUUCCAUGUUAGAUGGCAGACAAGUCUCUCUCUCUCUGGAGUAAAUUUCAUUUUAAGAUGAAGAAAGACAAAUUUUAAGCUCUGCAAAUUUCUUUGCAAAGGAACAAUGAAAGAUGUUCUCAUUGGAUUAAAAAGACUUCUGAGACUCAUUAAAUCAGUAGACAAUUCACUCUUCCACAUCUUGCUCUCAUAAGUUUCAAGAGUUCCUCUCUCUUUAACCUGAGACCAUGAGCAAUUUUCUUGUUUUUUUAUUUCCGAGCUACUUGGUAAAGAGAGGUUAUGUUUGACCUCUGAGUUAACAUUUUAUUUGAAUUUUUUUUCCUACAGGGAAAAAAUGUUAUAAUUGAACAAAGCUUUGGAGGCCCAAAGAUCACUAAGGAUGGUGUAACAGUUGCCAAAGCCAUUGAACUGAAAGACAGGUAUCAGAACAUUGGUGCUCGUCUUGUGCAAGAUGUUGCCAACAACACUAAUGAAGAGGCUGGAGAUGGUACAACAACUGCAACUGUCCUGGCCAGGUCCAUUGCCAAAGAAGGCUUUGAGAUUGUUUCCAAGGGAGCAAAUCCCCAGGAGGUUAGGAAAGGUGGGUUUAAAGAAUAAAUUUGAUUUUGUUCUCCCUGAAUUACAUGCCUUCAAGCAAUGUUUUUGUGGGGAGAAUUUCACUGAAAAAAAGGAUUGCACUAAAUUUCCUUUAAACACAUUUAGGUAAGUACACUUUGCUUUAAGCAGCUUACAAGUUAAAUAGAAUGGACAUCAGCUUUGCAGGCAUUUCUAGUCAGCAAACAAUCUCACUUUGAAGAAUUUGGUAUUGGAUCUGCUUCUACUUCCCUAAUUGAUAUAUUUCUUCAUUCUCAUCACUUGUCUGCUUGAUAUUGCAUCAAUACUGUAAAGAGAAAUUCUGUCAUGGUCAUCCAUGGGAGAUGAAGUUAAUUUAAAAUUAAAAGGCUAUUCUAGCAUUGUUUUUCGUAGGAUCAUAGGUAACUACCAGUGUUGUCUGUUUGCAGGUGUUAUGCUGUCAGUUGAAGCUAUUGUUGAAAACCUAAAGAAAAUGUCCAAACCAGUUACUACUCCAGAAGAAAUUGCUCAAGUAGCAACAAUUUCUGCUAAUGGCGACAAAGGCAUUGGAGAACUGAUCUCCUCAGCAAUGAAAAAAGUUGGCAAGAAUGGAGUGAUCACUGUGAAGGUUACUGGCUAAUUUUACUUGUUUGCUAUUGAUUAUUUACCUUAUAUCAUAUAGCGAGAAACAUGAGAACAUGAUGUAAGGUGAUUUAAUUUUUUUUUUUAUCUUAAAGGAUGGCAAGACCCUGUAUGAUGAGUUGGAAUUGAUUGAAGGAAUGAAGUUUGACCGUGGAUUCAUUUCUCCAUAUUUUAUCAACACAACAAAAGGUAAUGAAUAACUUCAACCUGAUCUUGCAAUCUUUUCAUGAAAUCUAACUUUUUGUUCUAUCUGUAUCCACUUGUAGGACAAAAGGUUGAGUUCCAGGAUUGUUUGGUUCUCCUGUGCCAGAAGAAGAUCUCUUCCAUUCAACAGAUUGUUCCUGCGCUUGAGCUGGCUAAUGCACACAGGAAACCUCUUGUUAUUGUAGCAGAGGAUGUUGAUGGUGAAGCUCUGACUACACUUGUCCUCAACAGGUAGUGGCCUUCAGCCUUUCAUCAUUAAGAAUUUGAAUUGGUGUUAACCAUAUUCAUGGAUUGUGUUCAUUUUGUUUGUUUUAGCUUCUCUUUGGAUUGCAGAUGGCUUGGAAAAGUUGCCCUCUUUUCCCAACCAAUGCAACAUAUAACAAUCACAAUUUGGUCACUUGUGUUUCCACUCUUUAUGCCUUAAACUUUCAACUACAUCAAUUUCAGUCAAAGAUUUUACUCUCCCUUAUAGCCUACAGACUUCAAACUUAAAAAAAGUACAAUACUAAGACAAAAAGAGAAAUGCUCAUUUACUUACAUUGAAUUCUGAUUAUACCAACCAAAGGGUUAUGUUGCUAACAGGAAGGGUUAAAAUGAUUUUGAACUGUUAGUACAAUGGCACACAGGGAGGUUAUCACAUUAACUACUUCAAAUCCACUCUCUAGGCUCAAAGUUGGUCUCCAAGUGGCUGCAGUGAAGGCGCCAGGUUUUGGUGACAAUCGCAAGAACACGCUGCAAGACAUGGCCACUGCCAUGGGUGGUAUGGUAUUUGGAGAUGAUGCUCUGGAAACAAAACUUGAAGAUGUCCAAAUUCAAGAUCUUGGUGAGGUUGGAGAAGUGUCAAUCACUAAGGAUGACACACUGUUCUUAAAAGGAAAGGGUAGCACAGAGGAAAUUGAGAAGAGGUGCGCUCAACUCAGAGAGGAGCUUGAAAAUACAACUUCAGAAUAUGAGAAAGAGAAAAUAAAUGAACGUCUGGCCAAGCUCUCUGAUGGUGUUGCUAUCUUGAAGGUACAAAGAUACAGGCUUGAUUUGAUUGCUAUUCUUGUUCUGAAGAUUUUCUACCAAAGUGAUUUCCCUUAGCAUUUAACUCACCCUAUUCUCAUCACCUGCGUUAUAGGCUCUAUAUGACAUUGUAUAGUUCUUCACAAUGGCUUUCUCGCAUACAUUUUAGGCUCUAAAUUGCCCUCCAUUUAGAGUGUCAAGUUUCAAAUGGGCUCCCUUUUGCUAAAAGCUCCACUCCUUCCAAAUUAAAUCUUGUUAGAUAUUAGACGUCAGUAAGGCCAUAUUUGCAAUUCAGUCUCAAAGUGUUAUGUAACUAAAAGCUUGUAAUAUAUUCUUUGAAAUACCAAUGAUAUUCUAGGUGACAAUACAGAAGAGAAACUAGUAGUCACAUUUUGGCAUGGGAGGGGGUCUUUUUAAGCCCUUAUUUGGUUAACUUACCUCUCCAAUAAACCCCAUCCUCUCAUUCCGGGAGAUUGACAAGCUCCUUCAAAGCUUGUAAGAGUAUUUAUGGCACACUUGCCAAUAAUAAUCAUCCUUUUGUAGAUUGGUGGUUCCAGUGAAGUAGAAGUGAAUGAAAAGAAGGACCGGGUAACAGAUGCUUUGAAUGCCACUAGAGCAGCUGUGGAAGAAGGUCUUGUGCCUGGGGGUGGUGUUGCCUUGUUGAGAUGUAUCCCCAGCCUUGAUGACAUCAAGACAGAAGGUGAAGACCAAGCCAAGGGAGUAGACCUUGUCAGACGGGCUUUGCGCAAGCCAUGUCAGACUAUUGCAGAGAAUGCUGGUGUAGAGGCUGCACUUGUGGUGGAAAAGGUGGGAUUUGUUUUCAAGAAUGUUUUCAGGUUAACUCAGUACUCAGCAAAAGGGUGCUAGGGUACUUUGAUAGCUGUUUCUCUUUUCAUUUUGGUUCUACAAGCAGUUUUCUUUGCACACCAACAUGGUUAUUUUACGUUUCCUCUUUAAGGUGGCCUCUAUGGAAGGUAACCAAGGUUACGAUGCCCUUAACAACACCUACGUAGACAUGAUCCAAGCAGGAAUCAUCGACCCCACAAAAGUUGUCAGAACAGCUGUGACAGAUGCUGCAGGUGUUGCGUCCCUCUUAACCACAGCAGAAACAGUCAUUGUUGAUCAGCCCAAGGAUGACAAGGCAGACAUGGCUGGCAUGGGUGGAAUGGGAGGAAUGGGAGGAAUGGGCGGAAUGGGAGGAAUGGGUGGAAUGGGUGGAUUUUAAAUGAAUGGAUGAGAUAUUAUUCAAUGUGCUUUGGUUCCCUAAUUUCACAACUUGCAUAUCUGGAAACAUUUAUG